This is a messenger RNA of Culex quinquefasciatus (southern house mosquito), 891 nucleotides long. It is a transcript of the gene Urm1, whose product is annotated as ubiquitin-related modifier 1 homolog. NCBI's taxonomy places the organism in Eukaryota, Metazoa, Arthropoda, Insecta, Diptera, Culicidae. The transcript has 5 exons. Gene Ontology annotation, molecular function: protein tag activity. Gene Ontology annotation, biological process: protein urmylation; tRNA thio-modification. Bases 211 to 540 code for a protein of 109 amino acids. The record is from RefSeq and is a predicted model, not a curated record. Gene Ontology annotation, cellular component: cytoplasm; nucleus.
UAAGUAAGCUAUUCCUUUCAUAUAUCUAUAAAAAAAACUCAGGAAUUGUGUUUCUUUAAGACUUAGUGAUAAUUUCAAUCAAAUCAUAUUAAGGCAGCAGAAGAUCGAGCUCGUGCGCGUGUGCGUUUUGUAUUUCGACAACUUUCCAUUCACUAAUCAUCAGUUUCAACCGUGGCUACCCUAGUGGAACGUCGUUAUCAAUCCGGCACCAUGGACGACACGAUCGACGAUGAAGUGAUUACGGCGGGUUCUACCAUCACCGUGGAGUUCAGCGGUGGCGCCGAGACAUUGUUUGGCGGAGUUCGGGAACAUGUGGUUCCACUGGACGGAUCCAAGAUUGUGCUUCUCGAAGAGAUGCUCCGGUGGCUUCGGGACAACUUGCUGACCGGCGAUGCUGGCCUGUUCAUGCAGGAAAACACCGUUCGGCCAGGCAUCCUCGUGAUGAUCAACGACACCGAUUGGGAUUUGAUGGGCGAAAUCGACUACAUCUUGCAGCCGGGCGAUCAUAUUUUGUUCAUUUCCACCCUCCACGGUGGAUAAGCGUUGGCGGCACGAGUCGGAAUCUGUGAUAAAUUGUUUAUUAUGAGUGUUUGAAAGGAGCAGAAUGGUUGCGGACGUUCACGAAUUGUGACUAGAUGUUUUUUUCUUUUCGCUUAAGUUCAUUAACCAAAAUAAUUAAAACACGCGGAGGCGGCGUUAGUCCGUCUCGGAUUUGAUUUCAAUGUUUGAACAAAAGUGUAACAUUUUUCUUCUCUAGAGACUAAGAGCAAACAGAAAGCCACAAGUUGCGCACGUCAGUAUCUUUUUAUACUACAAAUUUAAUUAUAUGUAACGAAGAAGGAAAAAAAAACAGAAGAAAAAAUAUACUAAUGCAAGUGUAAAUUAUGCUUU